This is a messenger RNA of Mucor mucedo, 989 nucleotides long. RefSeq lists its product as uncharacterized. Lineage: Eukaryota; Fungi; Mucoromycota; Mucoromycetes; Mucorales; Mucoraceae. The transcript is spliced from 3 exons. The record is from RefSeq and is a predicted model, not a curated record. Bases 4 to 825 code for a protein of 273 amino acids.
AACAUGUUGAAAGCUAACAGAACGCAAAAAGAAGCGGGUGACCUUCUCGGUACCUACAUGCUUCAAGGCUGGAUCAUGACCGAUGAGAUUUGUAGUGUAGAGUCCUGCUCCUUUCCUUUAAUGAGCUCCAAGGACCGAUCCCUUCAAUUCUGUACCUUUCACGAUUCACUUCCUAGCGGAUCCGCCAAUGAGAGUUAUAAGACAAAGGCUGCCGAACAAAAACCUAAAGAGAAUGAGGUAGAUGAUAUGCAGGAUGAAUUAAUGAUCCGUCGUCAAAGAAGAGAACAAUCUUCCAAGGCAUCUCAACUCAUUGGACAAAAAAUGUUGCAACGUUGGGCUUUAUUGAACGAGCAUUGUCCCAACGAAUCUUGUUAUGCUGUCCCUUUGGUUCGUAACCCAGACACCAAGCAAAUGUACUGUGUUAUUUGUGAGAAUAUUAUCUUAACAGAAGCCGAAGCGUUACAAGUUGAAAAGAACAAGAAGAACAAGCAAGCGGCUGAGAAGCGAGAACAACCACAAGCAGUCGAAGAGGUAAAGCCAGUGCAUUCACCCGUCUCACCUAAAAUGGCAGAGGAUCGUAAACGACAAAAGGUGGAGAAACCUACCAGUUUGGUAACACCUGUCAAGGAAGCCGUUUCCGAUUACUUUUCAUCCGAAGCAGUAGUAGCUGCACUUUCAACCAAAAUGAACGAAUUGUCUGAAAGAGUCAAGCAAUGUCAUGAUCCCAAGGAGUUGAGUGAGUUAUUUAAAUCAAUCAAACAUUGCGCUGGUGCAAUUCAAGCCUGUAUGGAGGCAGGUCAAGCGUGUGAUAAGAUCUCUUUUUAAACCGCUCUUUUUCGGUAUCAAUUUAUCCGUACUACCGUUUGAAAAUGUCUAGGGUACCUGUUCUAAUUCUGGCUCUUUUUUUUUUUUAUGUAAAGUGUAUAUAAUGGUAUAGAUAAAAUAUAUGUAUGAAGAAGGCUAAUAAAACUUUAUGAUGAAAGCUCAAG